AUGAAAAGAUCAGAAAAAUCAAGUACAUCUGUUGUUAGUAAUAACAAACAACAAGAUGUAAAUAUCAUCAGUUCAAAUGAAGUUGGUGUUAAAGAAGAAAAUAAAGGACAUCAAGAAUUCUUAUUAAAAGUUUUAAUUCUAUCAGUCAUUUAUGUUUUAGCAUUUUCAACUCGUUUAUUCUCAGUAUUACGUUAUGAAAGUGUUAUUCAUGAAUUUGAUCCAUAUUUUAAUUAUAGAUCAACAAUAUAUCUUGUUCAAGAAGGUUUUUAUAAUUUUUUAAAUUGGUUUGAUGAAAGAGCAUGGUAUCCAUUAGGACGUAUUGUAGGUGGUACAAUUUACCCAGGUUUAAUGGCAACAGCAAGUUUAGUUCAUUGGUCAUUGAAUUCAUUGAAUAUUACAGUUAAUAUUAGAAAUGUAUGUGUAUUGUUAUCACCAUGGUUUGCAUCAAAUACAGCAAUGGUAACCUAUAAAUUUGCCAAAGAAGUUAAGGAUACACAAACUGGUUUGGUUGCAGCAGCCAUGAUUGCAAUUGUUCCAGGUUAUAUUUCACGUUCAGUAGCAGGUUCAUUCGAUAAUGAAGGUAUUGCAAUCUUUGCAUUGAUUUUCACAUAUUAUUGUUGGAUUAAGUCAGUAAACACAGGCUCAUUGAUGUGGGCUGCCAUCUGUUCAUUGGCCUACUUUUAUAUGGCAAGUGCCUGGGGUGGUUAUGUAUUCAUCAUUAAUUUAAUCCCAUUGCAUGCCUUUUUCUUGCUUUUGACAGGCCGUUAUUCACAUCGUCUCUACAUAGCCUACAGCACAAUGUUUGUCAUUGGUACAAUCCUCUCUAUGCAAAUUACAUUCAUUAGUUUCCAACCAGUUCAAUCAUCUGAACAUUUGGCUGCCAUUGGUAUCUUUGGUCUCCUCCAAUUGUACGCUGGUUUGUCAUGGGUAAAGAGUCACCUCACCAAUGAAGCCUUCAAGAAACUUCAACGUUUGACAGUGUUAUUCGUUUUAUCUUGUGCUGCUGCCGUACUUGUCGUUGGUACAUUAACUGGUUACAUCUCACCAUUCAAUGGUCGUUUCUAUUCAUUGUUGGAUCCAACCUAUGCUCGUGACCACAUUCCAAUCAUUGCAUCAGUAUCAGAGCAUCAACCAACCACUUGGGCAUCAUACUUUUUCGAUCUCCAUAUCUUGGUAUUCCUUUUCCCAGCCGGUUUAUACUUUUGUUUCCAAAAAUUAACCGAUGCUAAUAUUUUCCUCAUUCUCUACGGUGUCACCUCCAUUUAUUUCUCUGGUGUAAUGGUACGUCUUAUGUUGGUUUUAGCACCAGUUGCAUGUAUUUUAGCCGCCGUUGCCGUCAGUGCAACCCUCACCACCUAUAUGAAGAAGUUAAAGGCUCCAUCAUCACCAAGUGAUGCUAAUAAUUCCAAAGAGAGUGGUGGUGUUAUGGUUGCAGUCUUAACUGUUCUUUUAAUUCUCUACGCUUUCCAUUGUACUUGGGUCACUAGUGAAGCCUACUCAUCUCCAUCCAUUGUACUCUCUGCCAAACAAAACGAUGGUAGUCGUGUGAUUUUCGAUGAUUUCCGUGAAGCCUACCGUUGGAUUGGUCAAAAUACUGCCGACGACGCUCGUAUUAUGUCUUGGUGGGAUUAUGGUUAUCAAUUAUCUGCAAUGGCCAAUCGUACCGUAUUGGUUGAUAAUAACACUUGGAACAAUAGUCAUAUCGCUCAAGUUGGUAAAGCAUUUGCAUCCACUGAAGAAGAUGCUUACAUACAAAUGAAAGCAUUGGAUGUCGAUUAUGUUUUAGUUAUUUUUGGUGGUUUAACUGGUUACAGUUCUGAUGAUAUCAAUAAAUUCCUUUGGAUGGUUAGAAUUGGUGGUAGUUGUGAUCCAAAUAUUAAAGAACAAGAUUAUCUCACCAAUGGUCAAUAUAGAAUAGAUAAAGGUGCCUCACCAACAAUGUUAAAUUCUCUCAUGUACAAACUUAGUUACUAUCGUUUCUCUGAAGUUCACACUGACUAUCAAAGACCAACAGGUUUCGAUCGUGUAAGAAAUGUUGAAAUUGGUAAUAAAAAUUUCGAUUUAACUUAUUUAGAAGAAGCUUUCACAUCUGUUCAUUGGUUAGUUAGAGUUUAUAAAGUUAAAGAUUUUGAUAAUAGAGCUUAA
Messenger RNA from Dictyostelium discoideum AX4, 2145 nucleotides. RefSeq names its product oligosaccharyl transferase, STT3 subunit (gene stt3). The transcript has 2 exons. Gene Ontology annotation, molecular function: oligosaccharyl transferase activity; dolichyl-diphosphooligosaccharide-protein glycotransferase activity; glycosyltransferase activity. Gene Ontology annotation, biological process: glycoprotein biosynthetic process. Lineage: Eukaryota; Evosea; Eumycetozoa; Dictyosteliales; Dictyosteliaceae. Bases 1 to 2145 code for a protein of 714 amino acids. Gene Ontology annotation, cellular component: membrane; endoplasmic reticulum membrane. The record is from RefSeq and is a predicted model, not a curated record.